AUGUUCGCCAGCAAGCGUUUGGGCAAGAUGAAAGAGCACACCCCACCGGGAAUCUCAAUCGCCAAGUCAGACAACCUGGAGGAAUGGCAAAUGGACAUUAAAGUCCUAGAUAACAACCCUCUGUACAAGGACCAGACAUAUCGGUUGAAAUUCUCCUUCAGCAACAAAUAUCCAAUCGAACCCCCCGAAGUCCAGUUCAUCGAGUUGCCAGUUUCCUCCGAUACACCGCGACCCAUUCCGAUGCAUCCACAUAUCUAUAGCAACGGCAUCAUCUGCCUGGACCUUCUCAGCUCUUCCGGCUGGUCCCCGGUGCAGACUUGCGAGAGCGUCUGUAUGAGUAUUCAGAGCAUGUUGACAGCCAACUCGCGGAACGAGCGACCUCCCGGUGACAGUGAAUUCGUCGCAUAUAAUCGCCGCCGUAUUAGAGAUAUCCCCUUUGUUUACGAGGACGACAACGUAUGA
Messenger RNA from Penicillium cinerascens, 462 nucleotides. RefSeq names its product ubiquitin-conjugating enzyme E2. Bases 1 to 462 code for a protein of 153 amino acids. The record is from RefSeq and is a predicted model, not a curated record. Gene Ontology annotation, biological process: proteasome-mediated ubiquitin-dependent protein catabolic process; protein polyubiquitination. NCBI's taxonomy places the organism in Eukaryota, Fungi, Ascomycota, Eurotiomycetes, Eurotiales, Aspergillaceae. Gene Ontology annotation, cellular component: nucleus. Gene Ontology annotation, molecular function: ubiquitin conjugating enzyme activity. The transcript has 3 exons.